CUUUUUCGAGCUCCAUCCGUACUAUGCGUAACAGAGGGACAAGCUGACUACUCCCGGCUGUGUUUUUACAGUAAGCCUGGGGCCGAAACAUUCGAUGAAUCGUUGUUAAAAUUCUGACCCAAUAUUGGUCUAGUGUUGAUGGAGUUUGGAGUUGAAGACAACCAGACGAGAAGGACAGAGGCGAUCGGACUUUCUAUUCAUCAUGAUGCCAGGAAAGAGAAGACGUUACGUGGUGUUGUUCCAAACCAAAUACUUUAUGCUUGACAAUGGAACACGGCUGUGAAUGAUUCGGAAGGGUUUUGUCAGUUGUAAUUACACUAUAAGGGGUUUACGGUUGGAUCUUGGGUUCAGAGAGCCUUUGUUUACUAGAUCAGAAAGAGUCCAGCAGUCAGGUCAUGUGAAUCGGAGAGGAGUGUGUGUCCUUGUUUAGAUGGUGAUUAGAUAGGGACUCAUAAGCUGCGCAUGUUACUUAACCCAACCACUGAAACCAUGUCGCGUGUGACAGAAGCGUCCGCGUCGAUAAUAAUUUAACCUGAGAGAGAAAGCAUCUAGGGAGCGGGGCCUCUCAACUCGCCCCUGGCCGGAGGGUGUACGGACCGGCUGUGGUGACAUCACCCCGCAACGGUGCCACCAUGGAUCUACUUGAGUGCCCAAUCUGCCUGUUCCUCAUGUGUGAACCAGCCACCAUGUCCUGUGGUCACUCGUUCUGCCGGAGCUGCCUGGGAAACUACUUGCCAUCCAGGUGCCCAGCCUGCAAGGAAAGAUUUAAACAGAGAGACGGCAAAAACAUCAAGAACAACAUCCUGCUCUUCAGUGUCAUUGAGAAGUGCUGCCCAGAAGAGACGAGGAUGAAGUGCCAUAUUCUGGAGAAACUCAAAACCAGCGAGUACACAGAAGCUUUACGCAUCGCGGAUGAAGGAAUCCGACUAGCUCCUGGUGAUGUAAGUCUGAAGGUGUGGAGAGCGGAAGCCAAUAUGGGACUGAGACUAUUCCCUGAUGCCCUGAAGGACCUGGAAGAGCUCUGCUGCUUUCGCCCCAACUGGACAGAGGGUUUCUUCCGUAAAGGUAAUGUGUUAAUGGAGAUGGGCCGUCAGUCUGAAGCCCUGAUCCAGUUCCACCGCUGUCUUAAACUACAGGCCGAAUUCGCUCCUGCCAAAAGCCAGAUUAAAAAG
Molecule: messenger RNA, 1172 nt
Organism: Coregonus clupeaformis (lake whitefish)
Lineage: Eukaryota; Metazoa; Chordata; Actinopteri; Salmoniformes; Salmonidae
Product: LON peptidase N-terminal domain and RING finger protein 1-like
Exons: 3
Molecular function (GO): protein binding
Source: RefSeq, a predicted model, not a curated record